Molecule: messenger RNA, 2634 nt
Organism: Topomyia yanbarensis
Lineage: Eukaryota; Metazoa; Arthropoda; Insecta; Diptera; Culicidae
Exons: 1
Coding region: 1-2634 (877 amino acids)
Source: RefSeq, a predicted model, not a curated record
AUGUGUCGUAAUUGCGGUAGGAGGCAUCACACGUUGCUUCAUCCGUCAAACGCUUCAGCGAACAGUGGAAAUGAAAAACAAAAGUCGAGACGACCCCCAACUGACAAUAAUCAGCAGACGUUGCAAACUCCGACUCAGAACACAGCCACACCCACACCCACAAACACAAAUACACCAUCCACCAUCAACUUAACAGUUGUCAAUCCACAUUCGCAUAGCACUCACCCAAGGCCUGCCACUGGUCAACCGUUCUCCACCAAGCACACAGUCACACUUCAAGCCUCCAAUAAGUCAAUUACACGUCAAGUGCUGCUAUCAACUGCGCUUGUGCGUGUUAGCGAUGCGUAUGGAAACACGAUUUUGGCCAGAGCAUUGCUCGAUUCGUGCUCCCAAUAUUGUUUUGUAACUACUAGCUUCUGUCGGAAGCUCAAAUUGAAGGAGUUUUCUGACUACCUGUCUAUCCAAGGAAUUGGAGGAUCGGGAGGUGUGUCUAAGCAAGCUGUGCGUGCAACGAUCAAUCCACGAUUAAACGAAAUCUCUAAGUUCCAGGAGGACAUACGAUUCAAUGUUCUUUCAAAACUAACCGUACCAUUGCCAUGCGAAGAUUUCGAAAUCUAUCAGUGGAAUGUACCGAACGAAAUCAUUUUGGCUGAUCCGGAUUUCAACAAAGCAGCAGAAAUCGACGUGAUAAUCGGUGCAGAGUACUAUCUCGAUCUGUUAUUGGACGGAAAAAGGAAACUCUGGGAACAAGGACCUACGCUACAAAAUACUGUUUUCGGAUGGAUCGUUUCCGGUCGACUUACCGAUUCGACAUCUGCUUUGUCAACAGCAGCUGUAUAUCUGUGUUCGACUACAGCUCUCCAGGACCAAGUGACCAAAUUUUGGGAAUUGGAAUCCUGUCAAGUGAAAAGUACAUAUUCAAUCGAAGAAACACGGUGUAAGGAAAUCUUUGAACAAACGACUACAAGAGACGAUACAGGGCGUUUCGUAGUGACCCUGCCGAAAAAAGAUUAUGUCAUCCAAAAGCUGGGUGACUCUAAAGCUUCAGCACUUCGACGCUUCAUGAGUUUGGAGAGGCGGUUCGCAACGAAUCCUGAAAUGAAGACCCUGCACUGUGAGUUUAUUCGGGAGUACCAGUACAUGGGUCAUAUGCGAAAGGUUGACGAUCAAGCCGUGGCACUCGGACCAGUUUAUUAUUUGCCACACCAUGCCGUAUUAAAACCGGACAGCACGACGACUAAAUUACGUGUCGUUUUCGACGCCUCUUCUCAGACAUCCACUGGAAUCACACUCAAUGACGGUUUAAUGGUUGGUCCCGUUGUCCAAGAUGACCUGAUGUCAAUCAUAAUUCGUUUCCGGAUGCAUCGUUUGGCACUCGUAGCUGACAUAGCCAAGAUGUAUCGCAUGAUUAAUGUGCAACGAUCUGAUCAAGGAUUGCAACGCAUCAUCUGGAGAGAAUCAGAAAAUGAUCCAAUUCAAACAUUUGAAUUAACAACCGUUAUGUACGGGACCUCAGCAGCACCAUACCUUGCCACUCGCUGUUUGCAAAGGCUGGCAGAGGACGGAGACAAAUCGCAUCCUAUAGCUGCUAAGGUUCUUAAAAAGGAUUUUUAUGUGGAUGACAUGAUCACCGGUGUUAGUAGCGUGAAGGAAGGAAGGAGCUUGAUAAGGGAAAUGAACAACUUGCUAGACAGCGCUGGAUUUAUUCUUCGAAAAUGGAAUUCGAAUUGUCAAGAAAUCUUAGCAGAUCUUCCAGCUGGCCUCCGAGAUCAUAGAGAUAUUCUCGAAUUAGAUUCAUCCACAUCCACUGUAAAAACUUUGGGGCUUGUGUGGGAACCAUGCACAGACUGUUUCCGCUUCGAAGUUCCGAGGUGGAACACAUCGGCCAUCGUUACCAAACGAGUUAUUUUGUCCGACGCAUCUAAACUCUUCGAUCCGCUUGGACUUGUCGGUCCUGUUACAGUUCAAGCCAAAAUAUUUAUCCAAACGCUGUGGAAGCUAAAUUGCAAAUGGGAUGAACCACUUAUGAAGGAAUUCCAAGACUUUUGGCAAGAAUAUAGGCGAAACCUGAUCACUCUCGAUUCUCUGACUGUGCCGCGAUGGGUUGGACCAUGCCAAGAUUGUGUAAGUGUCGAACUGCACGGCUUUUGUGAUGCCUCGGAAAGGGCGUAUGGAGCAUGCCUUUACCUUCGUUGCGUCUCAUCCGACGGAUCUGUUGCAGUACGCCUGCUAAUGUCAAAGUCAAGAGUCGCUCCACUUGAUGAACCAAAGCGAAACAAACGUAAGCAAUCAAUACCUCGACUGGAACUGUCAUCGGCGCUGUUACUCAGUCAUCUAUUCCAAAGGUUCAGAAGCAACAUCCCAACUACUACGAUGCCACAUUUCUGGACAGAUUCCAAAAUUGUCCAGUGCUGGUUAGCUUCGUCGCCAUCACGUUGGCAAGCCUUCGUUGGGAACACGGUGUCUGAAAUACAACAUAUCACAAGAUGCGGCGUUUGGCAUCAUGUACCUGGUGCUGAAAACCCAGCAGAUAUUUUAUCCCGUGGAAUGACUCCAGCUCCAGUAUCAGGCAAUCUGGUUCGAUGGUCCGCUAUGGAUGCGUCAAGAAACUCCUACGUGGCCUGUGAACGAUGA